Molecule: messenger RNA, 1696 nt
Organism: Schizosaccharomyces octosporus yFS286
Lineage: Eukaryota; Fungi; Ascomycota; Schizosaccharomycetes; Schizosaccharomycetales; Schizosaccharomycetaceae
Product: V-type ATPase V1 subunit D
Exons: 4
Coding region: 454-1323 (289 amino acids)
Biological process (GO): vacuolar acidification
Cellular component (GO): vacuolar proton-transporting V-type ATPase complex; fungal-type vacuole membrane
Molecular function (GO): proton-transporting ATPase activity, rotational mechanism
Source: RefSeq, a predicted model, not a curated record
UUACGUUUUUUGUUUACUGUAAUGUGCAAAUGAAUAUAAUUUCAAUGGAUUCUGGUUUAAUAAAAUGGACACUUUAAGUAAACUAAAUUCAACUCAAUUUAGAUGCGUGCAAAUCAAUUCUUAAGGACUCCUUGAGUUGGUCAGAUCGGUUGUUUAAUACAGAUUAUAUUAUCUUGAAAAGAUUUUCACCAGCUUCCCAUCAAUAUUCCAUUCUAUAAUUUGAUAAUCGGUUUAAAACACUUUAAUUGAGAAUAUUUAUGAGUACGCUUUUGCGUCUACUUCUUAAGUCACUGAGGUUGGAAGACGAGAUGAAAGAACUCAAUGGAAAUAUUCAAGGUCGGAUUCACUCCAACUAGUGAACCUUGAUAUCAGACUUACUUGACCACUACCCAGAUAUACUUUACUCUCAAUUACCUGCAGGACGCCAAAUCUGGUCAAGUAUUGUAUAAAAAUAUGUCGUCUGGACAAAGAGAAAAUGUAUUUCCCACUAGAAUGACGCUUACGACGAUGAAAACUCGCCUUAAAGGAGCACAAACAGGCCAUUCGUUACUUAAAAGGAAGUCCGAAGCUUUGAAAAAGCGAUUUCGAGAAAUUGUUGUGAAUAUAGAUCAGGCGAAACAUAAAAUGGGUCGUGUAAUGCAGAUAGCAGCUUUCUCAAUGGCGGAAGUGGGUUUUGCAAUGGGAAAUAACAUCAAUUUUGAAGUACAACAAUCUGUGAAGCAAGCUAGGCUCAAAGUCCACUCUAAGCAAGAAAAUAUUAGCGGAGUUUUUCUUCCUGCUUUCGAAACAAAUCUUAACGAAAAUAUCGAUGACUUUCAGCUCACUGGUUUGGGUAGAGGAGGACAACAAAUCCAAAAAGCUCGUCAAUUUUACGGAAAAGCCGUGGACACUCUUGUUCAAUUGGCUUCCUACCAAUCUGCAUUCAUUCUGUUAGGUGACGUUUUACAAAUUACGAACAGGCGCGUGAAUUCAAUUGAGCAUAUUAUCAUUCCAAGACUUGAAAAUACCAUCAAGUACAUUGAAUCCGAAUUGGAAGAGCUUGAGCGUGAGGACUUUACGCGAUUAAAGAAAGUCCAAAAGAUUAAAGAACAGAGAGAAGAGAACGAGGCUGUAGCAGAUACUAAAGAGGCUGGUGCUAAUGUAGUGCAGGCUACUUCAGAUGGUGAAAUUGUCAAACCUCCUUCCGUUGAAGUUGGAAAACAGCUUAUUUCAGAAGCAGAGAAAAAUACUGAUAAGGAAGAUACUUACUCGCUUCCAUCGACCUCUACUAAUGUCUCUGAUGAUGACAAAGAGGCUGAUUCUGAUGAAGAUGUUAUCUUUUAGACAGCUGGAAUUUCCUUCCUCAUAUUUUUUUCGUGUUGAUCUUACGCAGGUUCUCGCUUAAUGCUUUUGUAAUAUCACUAUCAGAACAACUUUCUUAGAGCAUAAAAGGUUUCUUGUUUUUUACGAAGUAUAUAACUGACAUUUCCAAGUAAUCUUUUAAAGCUUCAUAUUUUGGUGAUCUUUGCUUCUUGCAAAAUACAACUUUCGUGUUGAUCUUUCUUUUAGCCUAUUUAAUGUCAUCUAUAGAAUCAUUCUUAAGUUGAUCUGAUGAGGGACAUGACUAUAUUCACAAUUAAUAUACUAUGCAUGUAAUUUGAAGAAAAAAAAAAUGGUGUUGAUAUCAUUAUUCUAUUACAAGCUUUCAUUAGCAUUA